CCCAGCGAGCACAGCCGCAUAUUUGCCGAGCUUCUAUUUGUUGAUUUUACUCAAUAGUCCAAUAAAUAAUUACUGCACUUAAACAACAAUUUGCUUAAAUAUUUUAAUAAUAUUUUAAAAUUAUGAUGAAUUUAAAUAAAUAUAUCAUUUUGUGUUUAUUGUAUGUGUGCGUCGUCGUGUGCAACAAAAUUAAAAUUCUUGGACCUUUAGGAUCAACAGACCCUCCGAUUUCCCAUAUUCAUACGCGACAAUUACUGGAAUUAUGUUUUUCUGAAAAAAUGAGUCAUAUUGCGAUUACUUCCGAUCUGACUGACAUUAUGUACCAAUUUAAACAGGACGAUCUACCGAUCAGUUCUUUUUUUAUAUUUGAUCGAAUUGAGAUUCCAAGUUCAAAAAAUUUCUACUUUCAGCAAAAUUACGAUCAAUAUAUUUCAUGUCAGUGCUACAUUUUUUCGGUUAAUUCACUAUAUAAACUUGGAAGUGAACGUGCCAGACUCUAUGAAUUAUAUUUUUGGAAUACCAAAAAUUUAGUGUUAAUAGUCGGGGAUCAGUGCAGCGAUGCAAUGAAGGCACUGAAAUGGUUAUCGGAAGGUCAGGCUAUCAAAUCAUAUUUCCUGUGCCCCGAUGAAUUCAACAACAAUACAGACAUCUAUAUGUUCAACCCUUACGGUGAUAGGGCGCCAAAGCUCUGGAACAAAGUUGAGACAACAGACCGACCAUAUGAUCAGUGGACAGUCUAUAAAAUGCCAUUUGUUAAUGAUCAGAGUAUAUGUUCCAAUUUAACUUAUGACAAAACAGAGAUUUUAGAUGGUUACCAACUUCAAGUUCAGGGUUUUGAGUGGAUGAACUUCGACAAAAUAAAUUUAAAUGAAUAUGACAGAUCCAAUACAUCCGAUCUGUACUUGAAAAAAACACUUCUUUUCUACAAGAAUCUAUUCUCAGCUAUGAAUGUCACCCCUAUAGCUUACAAUGAAAAUGUAACAGAUUAUGACGUGAUAAGUGUAGUGGAUCCACGAAUACUCGAAAUCGUUUCUUCCGACCUAGCCUUUUUUUCUUUUUAUGAACAAAGUGGUUACGUUAUACUCACACAAAAACAAAGUUUGAUACCGACGAUCAGCCAAGUAGCCGAGGAAUUUUUCACUUAUCAAAAUAUAGUAAUGUCGUCCAUUGUUUUGGUAAUACUAUUCAUCAUAAUUCUGUUUAAUCACAAGUUCCAUUUCGGUGGAGCUGCUUUAGAUCUCUUGUCAUUUCUAUUAAACAUGGGGUUAACUACUCCUAUAAAUCGGUUAUGGAUGCGAAUUACUUUCUUGAGUGCAACUUUAUUUGUUAUCAUUUUUAAUCCGGCGUUGCAGGGGCUACUGACUUCAAUAUUGACUCGACCAGAGUAUAGGAAUGUCCAAACCCUAAAAGAUCUUCGCGACAAUAAUUACCACGUCUACUGGUCUACGAUCUAUGAGUAUAAUGUAAUACUUGACAGUCAGCUAUGGGAUGAGGAUUCUUUGAAUAAAUAUGUCCACGUGAUGUAUCCGGGAGAACAAGAUUAUUGCACGAAGAACGUUAGAAGUAAAUCUACUAUGGCUUGUUUAAUUGACUUUGACUCGCUUGAAGCUACGGACUUAGACUUACAUAUUUCGAAAGAGUUUUCUCAUAAAAUUCAUGGAUUUAUACGACCUAUAAACUGGGGACUCAAUGAAAAAGCUCAAAAGAUCGCGAUGAAGUUGUUUGAUAGUGGUUUUUCGGAUCAUGUUCAAAAGCGUAAUUUAUAUAGAAUUUUGAUGAAAAGAAAAAUCAAAAUGGAUAAAAUAAAAGCACUACGAGAUUAUGAACAAUUGAAUCUCCAAGAUUCUGCGUUAGUCUACAUUGCAAUGACACUGGUUGCAGCCUGGGCAUUCCUUGUUUUGGGUGUCGAAAUUCUGUUUAAAAAAAUAGAAACAUUUUUUAAGAAACGUUCACAAGAGGCGGAAAUGAGUAAAUUGGAGAUUCGAAGGAGAAUCGCGUCUACCGUCAGAAAAAUAGCCAUUCUUUCUCAAGAGGUAAUCGAUGUUUAGGCAGAAAAAAAAACUGUUAAUUAUCGUCGAAUUUUGAAUUCUCAAAAAUAUUAUUUGUUUGAGUGUGAUAGUGUAAACCAUUGUAUUGUUGGAAGAAGUACCAGGCAAAAUAGGACAUUAUUUGAAAGGAAAGAAAACGUUCAUAAUCAUUAGAAAAUGUGUGAGCAAUUUUCCCUGAUUAUGUGCAUAAAUAAGUAAACGAUUUUGAGUAAAAACAAAUCUUUAGUUUUUAAACAAAAGCAAUUUUUCCCUGAUAUUUUGACCAUAUGGUUGCUGUUUGAAAAAUUCAAUAAUUUGUUACGAUCCGAUGUAUUCUAGUGAUAAUUAAAUAAUUUAUACUCUCACGCAAUAACUCAUCCGCAAUUUUUAUGCAGGAUGGCAUCAAUAUAUUGAUUGCUUUCAAUCCAGUUUUAAUUCAUUUUUGA
Molecule: messenger RNA, 2473 nt
Organism: Microplitis mediator
Lineage: Eukaryota; Metazoa; Arthropoda; Insecta; Hymenoptera; Braconidae
Exons: 3
Coding region: 123-2048 (641 amino acids)
Source: RefSeq, a predicted model, not a curated record